AUGUCGGAAGCCUCUAAGCCUCCUGAUGCACAGCGCAGCCCCAAGCGUCCGAUCGACCACAUUGAUAUCUCAUCAACCAUGAUGCCUCCCCCUCCCAAGAAGUCGCGUCUGGCUCACCUGGUCGAGUCCAUCAUUACCGGUUGUUCAGACCCAGACUUUGUUGACAAAGCACGUUUCAACCAUACAAUCGACCAGACUACCCUUGCUCCUACUCCAUGCAACAUUACCACCAAAGAGGUCUUUGAAGGUGACAGUGUUAUAGUUUCCAAUUCCAUCACAUCAUUGGAUGGUAGUUAUGGCCUUCUUUCACCACCACCUUCCGAACCAAGAGCCUCUCCUUACGAAGGAAGAGACUUGUCAUGGGACGCUGCCCGAUCGCUACAAAUCACUAAUCUGCCAGACAAAGUUUUGAGAAUCAUCCUCUCCCAUGUCUUGGUGACACCCAAGGUAGCCUCAGAAUGUGUCCGGCCAUGGUACAAACACGGCAUGCUCGGUGGCUACAUUAGGACAGGCAAUGACCCACAGACCAACACCAUACAAGAGGUCACUCGAGACAAUGUUGACAUUGCCCAGACCAUGCUGGUGUGUAAGAAGUUUGCAGAGCUUGGCCAGGAUGUGUUCUAUGGAGAGGCCUGGUUUCAAUUUCAAGAUGCCAAUGCGUUCAAUUGGUGGUACAAACAGAUUGGGCCCCAAAACGUGGCUCGACUUCAGAAACUUGCUAUACAAGUCAUACCUGGCUUUCAAGUCGAUGGACGGGUCCUAUCCAGCCUUGAUGUGAGCAGUGAGCAGAGAUGGCUCCAAUGCUUUCAGCAGUUGCGCCUGAGACACAAAUUGGUCACCCUUGAGGUUACUGUGACUGUCGUCAAUAAGAAACAUUUCGUCAACAAAGAGGGACUUGCUGAAGUUCGCCAGUAUCGGCGUCUCCUGCUUGAUGAGCUGUUGAGAUAUCGAAACCUGAAGUUCGCCCUCCUCAUUGAUCAUACCGGAACCUGGGGUGAUAGAUACCAGUGCCAAGAGCAUGCAUACGCCAUGACUCGUCAAGAAGAUGUCACAAAAAAUGCACUACGACUUCCUGUCAAGCGCCCUACCUUGGAUCAACUGCGAGCGGAAAUUCGGCUAAGUCACAAGGAACAGGCAAUUGUGGCCAGGGAGCAGCGUGAUCGAGAAAAACAUGAGCGGGAAAAGCGUGCUUGGGAGAGGCGUACUCGGAGGUACCAAACCUCAAAUUAUCUUCUCAAUGAUUUUCGCUUCGACCCUACUUCCACUGGAUCAUUCUAUGGGAGUACAUGCAAGCCCAUCUCAUCUCGACCAACAACUCGCCAGACAUACAUCAGCGAUUAUUCCAGUUCACACAUGUCCACAAGCUCCCAGGGGCUUAGCCCCAGAGCAGACACUGGAUCACUUCAUUCUCAGACUCCUCUGUCGCCCAUACCCGGCUUUUUCAACACCCAUCAGUCCACAGAAUCCCUAAUAUUCGACCCAGUUGCGAAUGAUCCGUCAUAUCGUUCAGAAACCCCACCAACAUUCGAGAAUGACGUCCCUGCCCCAGCUGGCACGCUGAGAUCGCGUCCAAGCAAGACAUAUUCCAAAAAGAAUAGGCGUCAAGAUAGUCAAUCGAUCUUCGACUUUGAGCCCUGGGUGUUGCGCGCAGAAGAGAUGGAAGAUGGUCAAGCAUGA
Messenger RNA from Exophiala bonariae, 1677 nucleotides. RefSeq lists its product as uncharacterized. Bases 1 to 1677 code for a protein of 558 amino acids. The transcript has 2 exons. The record is from RefSeq and is a predicted model, not a curated record. NCBI's taxonomy places the organism in Eukaryota, Fungi, Ascomycota, Eurotiomycetes, Chaetothyriales, Herpotrichiellaceae.